CCAGUCGGACUCAGUGUCUCGCGGAGCUCGCUGGGGCGCGGACGGGCGAGUGUGCAGUGGCGCAUGAUGAUGUGAAUUCGCAGACAUGUGUACCACCGUUUACUCCUCCCUGCUCCUUGCUUUCUUCACUGUCACCCUCACCAUCUCCAUAAUGUGUGGAACGAAAAUGGCUACCGAAGGCCUGCCGUUGGUACGACAGGAGCGCGGUGCCGAUCCAGAUAUUUUAGCCGGAGCGGAUUUCCUCUCAGUGUUUAUGGGAUCAACCCUCCGCAAAGCCUUCGGGGAAACCACGACGUCAACUGAGGCAGUCGUCCUGUCGACCAUUCCGGACCUGGAGCAAACCGAUUUGAAUCCAUACGUCCGGACAUCAAGAAGUACGCCUAAGGACUCGCAAGCAGCCGACGAUACGAAAUCACUCGAAACGACAGUUAGUGCUAAAGAACUUGAAAAUUCCAGUGACUCUAGUUUAGACGGCGGUGUUAUAAUAUCUGUUAGUGUUUCAUCGUCAGUAGGUAGAACAUUAAUAAAUAAACACGUUUCUUCGAACACGAACUUACAAGUCUUAGACGAUGCAACUAGUAGUGAAUCGUCAACGAAAGUCGAUUCCACCGAAAUUCCGGAUCAAGAAUUAGUGGCAUCCGAAGAACAUCCGAGCAUUGUGGCAGAAGCAAACAAAAGUGAAUUCAACGUUGAAGAAAAGGAUCCGAUCACUAGAAACACCGAUUUGGAAACAUCGGAGUUUACCCGUAGUUAUCCGGCUAGUGUACAUGUCUUACCAAGACCCGACAAUCUACCUUUCAAUCCAAGACCAGAAUUUGGUACCCAAGAUUCUAAAGCACCUUUCCACCACACGGUAAUUUACCACGAUACUCCCGGGGACUCUGGCAGUGCCAGGUCCGUGUCAUACAGUACGGUCAUCCAGUCAAUUCCUCAAGCGAACAUAGACAAGAAAACAAAGCCGAAUGACAGGCACGAAAGACAUUACAAUGGUGAAUCUUUCGUCAACAAAUUUGACAGUUCUGGCGAAAAGACGAACAACAGUAAAACAUCACCGACUCAAAAUACUGCAAGUUCUGAGCUAUACUCCACCAGCCGACCUCUUCGCAACGCUGAUAACGCUGGACCAAAGAACUGGGAGAAACCGGAAAUAAACUAUGAAGAACAUUCCACGAAAAAAAGCAUUACAACAGAGCGCAAUUGGGAAAUGAAUGAGAAGAUUUACUCACCGAACAAUAAUAGACCACUACCGAGGAUUUAUGGUCAACCAGAACAAAACUAUGAGGUAGACGAAGCCGUCAGUGUUAUAUCCAAUGGGAGGACUCAUGGUGUACAGUCAAAUCAACCGCCGGUGUUAUUGAAGGAAGACAAAACUGUGGACAAAAACCAAAAAGUUGGAUACGUAGUUGAGGGCAGAAACUUUAGGAAAUACAGACUGGAGGAACGUACUUCGGACGGGUUCAUCGUCGGUGAAUAUGGUGUUGUAAACCAUGACGAUGGAUCUCUGCGAGGAGUCAGAUACACAGCUGAUGGAACCAUCAGUCCUAGAUUAAUAUACGACGCUCUAAUGAAAUUUUUAUCAUUGUGAUUUUAAUGGUGCUUACUUGCCAUCGUACUGAUUUUCUUCUAGUUCCUCUCAUAAGGACUCAGUCUUAUUUAAUAGAGUAGUUAAACUAGACUCGAGUGAAGUGAACACUGCGCGAACUUCAAACGGAUAUUUUUAAAUUAAUUGUGCUAAUUUUAAUUUAGUUCAUACUAGCUUCCAAUGAUGUCUAUUUGCUCAUAUUAUUUAAUUAAUGUUAGUAGUAGAUUAUUUGUAUCUAAUGCUGUAGUUAUAAGUAAUAAAUAUCGAUGAAUCCAAA
Aethina tumida (small hive beetle) is the source of this 1859-nucleotide messenger RNA. RefSeq lists its product as uncharacterized. The transcript has 2 exons. Bases 86 to 1585 code for a protein of 499 amino acids. The record is from RefSeq and is a predicted model, not a curated record. Lineage: Eukaryota; Metazoa; Arthropoda; Insecta; Coleoptera; Nitidulidae.